AUGUCUUACACUCACACUGGAGCUCCCACCGAGUUCAAUGGCACCAAUGCCGAUUUUGGUGGUGAUUCCACCACGACCAACCUGAACCAAUGGUACCAAUCCGGCGACCAGUCUUACAUCCUCGUCUCCGCAGCCAUGGUUUUGCUCAUGAUCCCCGGUAUCGCCUUCCUCUACUCCGGCCUCGCCCGCAGAAAGUCGGCUCUGUCCCAGUUGUGGGUUGUCAUGAUGAGCUUUUCUGUCGUUGUCUUCCAGUGGUACUUCUGGGGCUACUCUCUGGCCUUUAGCGAGACGGCCACCAACGGCUUCAUCGGCGACCUUCGACACUUCGGCCUCAUGAAGGUCCUCGCCACCCCGUCCCAGGGCUCGCCUCUCGUUCCCGCCCUCCUUUACUCCUUCUAUCAGAUGAUGUUCUGCGCCGUCACCGCCGCCCUUACCGCCGGCGCUACCGCUGAGCGCGGCCGAGUUAUCCCCUGCAUGGUCUUCAUCUUCUUCUGGGCCACCCUCGUCUACGCCCCUCUCGCCUGUUGGGCCUGGAACGCCAACGGCUGGGCAUUCAAGUACGGCGUCAUCGACUACGCAGGCGGCGGCCCCGUCGAGAUCGGUUCCGGCAUGUCGGCCCUCGCCUACUCGUGGGUCCUCGGACGCCGCAACGAGAAGAUGAUGCUGAACUUCCGCCCCCACAACAUCUCUCUCAUCACCCUCGGCACCAUUCUCCUCUGGUUCGGCUGGUUGGGUUUCAACGGCGGCUCCGCCUUUGGCGCCAACCUCCGUGCCGCCAUGGCUUGCUGGAACUCUUGCCUGACGGCCAUGUUCGCCGCCAUGACUUGGUGCCUGCUCGAUUUCCGUCUGGCCAAGAAAUGGUCUCUCGUCGGUUGGUGCUCUGGAACCAUUUCCGGCUUGGUCGCCGCCACCCCGGCCUCUGGUGUGAUCUCUCCCUGGGCAUCCAUCAUCCUCGGUGUUGUUGCUGGCGUUGCUUGCAAUUUCGGCACCAAGAUCAAGUUCCUUCUCAAGAUCGACGACUCUCUCGAUGUCUUCGCCGAGCACGGUAUCGGUGGAAUUGUCGGUCUCAUCUUCAACGCCUUCUUCGCUUCCGGUUCGAUUAUUGGUCUCGACGGUGUCAACACGGGCCUCACCGGCGGCUGGGUCGACGGCAACUACAAGCUCAUGUACAUCCAGAUCGCCUACAUUGUUGCUUGCUCUGCGUACACCUUUGUCAUGUCGGCACUCAUCGCCAAGAUCAUCGACAUGAUCCCCGGCCUGAAGCUGCGCGCGUCCGAGGAGGCCGAGCUUCUGGGUAUGGACGACGACCAACACGGAGAGUUCUCGUACGACUACGUCGAGGUGCGCCGCGACUUCCUUGCCUGGACUCCCCACCAGGCCGAGCCCGCCGGCGAGGGCAGGUUCAUCCCCCAACACGGCAUCGAGGAGCACCAGAACAUGGCCAACGGCGGCAGCAGCGGAUCGGACGAGCCCAAGCCCGUGACGCCCCAAGGCGAGCCCAGGAGCGAAAAGGUGCCUUCACUUUGA
Messenger RNA from Colletotrichum higginsianum IMI 349063, 1527 nucleotides. Its product is annotated as Ammonium transporter. Gene Ontology annotation, biological process: ammonium transmembrane transport. NCBI's taxonomy places the organism in Eukaryota, Fungi, Ascomycota, Sordariomycetes, Glomerellales, Glomerellaceae. Gene Ontology annotation, molecular function: ammonium channel activity. Gene Ontology annotation, cellular component: plasma membrane. The record is from RefSeq and is a predicted model, not a curated record. The transcript is spliced from 3 exons. Bases 1 to 1527 code for a protein of 508 amino acids.